AUGGCGCUGGCAUCGGCUGAGAUCUUGGGCAAGGCGCCCGGGAACACCAGUCAUGUCUCAGAGGCACUGCGUUACCACGAGGAGAGACUGCGUCCCAGCACUGAACCCCUCCAGGCCGCCUCGAGAAAGUUGGCAGCGUGGUACAUCCCCAAGGGGACUUUCGCCUACCAUAUCUGGAACUUCUUGCUCAAAAUCACACCCUACUACUCAUGGCUGGUGUCCUUCCACGUCAACAGUCUCAGGUCGGAGAUCGAGUUGACAUGA
Messenger RNA from Exophiala aquamarina CBS 119918, 264 nucleotides. RefSeq lists its product as uncharacterized. Bases 1 to 264 code for a protein of 87 amino acids. The record is from RefSeq and is a predicted model, not a curated record. The transcript has a single exon. Lineage: Eukaryota; Fungi; Ascomycota; Eurotiomycetes; Chaetothyriales; Herpotrichiellaceae.